AUGGAUGAUCUCAUCCGUUUCGAGGCGGAGUGCAGGAGACACAUAGUUGUGGUUGAAAAAGGCACAGCUCAGUCUCAUCUGUUUUCCUUUCUUCGACUGGCGGGAGAUCUCAUGGGGGAGGCCAAGCGGAGCCACUACCUGAACGCAUUGCACAUCUUGUGGCAGCUCUUUCCGCUCCUGCGUUUGUACGCAGGCUUCCUUGAACGCAAAAAGGCAACGCUGGUGGAGUCUGCUAGUGCGCUGUGCAGCGAGCGGGAGACAAGGGCCGUGAAGAGCGACGCCGUGGAUUCGCCCCCCGGCACAGUGGAU
Molecule: messenger RNA, 309 nt
Organism: Trypanosoma conorhini
Lineage: Eukaryota; Euglenozoa; Kinetoplastea; Trypanosomatida; Trypanosomatidae
Exons: 1
Source: RefSeq, a predicted model, not a curated record